Diceros bicornis minor is the source of this 1151-nucleotide messenger RNA. It is a transcript of the gene SNAP23, whose product is annotated as synaptosome associated protein 23. Gene Ontology annotation, molecular function: syntaxin-1 binding; SNAP receptor activity. Gene Ontology annotation, biological process: exocytosis; synaptic vesicle fusion to presynaptic active zone membrane; synaptic vesicle priming. The transcript is spliced from 9 exons. The record is from RefSeq and is a predicted model, not a curated record. Bases 262 to 897 code for a protein of 211 amino acids. Gene Ontology annotation, cellular component: plasma membrane; synaptobrevin 2-SNAP-25-syntaxin-1a-complexin I complex. Lineage: Eukaryota; Metazoa; Chordata; Mammalia; Perissodactyla; Rhinocerotidae.
UCCGAGCUGCCGAGGCCGCAGAGGAGUGGCCGAACUGCGUGGUCUGUAGAUUGACAGAGGAGUUGAUGACAAGGACUGGUCUUUUCUUUGUCAUGGUGGGUAGAGGCUUGAAACAGAUGGAUCCAGUGCCUCCAACAAUUGGAGGAAGUGGAUUGUGGAGCCAGGAAACAGCAUGUACUGUUCUUUUUGUGGUAUUGGGGUUGGAGUCUUACAGAAUAUCCACGUUUCAGUUUCUGUGCCUAUCAAGAGUUCUAAUUCAUCAUGGAUAAUCUGUCAUCAGAGGAAAUUCAGCUGCGGGCUCACGAGGUUACUGAUGAGUCUCUGGAAAGUACAAGGAGAAUCCUGAGUUUAGCUAUUGAGUCUCAGGAUACAGGAAUCAAGACUAUCACUAUGCUGGAUGAACAAGGGGAACAGCUAAAACGCAUAGAAGGCGGCAUGGACCAAAUAAAUAAAGACGUGAGAGAGGCAGAGAAGACUUUAACAGAACUCGACAAGUGCUGUGGCCUUUGUGUCUGCCCAUGUAAUAGGACAAAGAACUUUGAGUCUAGUAAGGCCUAUAAGGCAGCAUGGGGAGAUGGUGGAGACAACUCUCCUAGCAACGUUGUAUCUAAGCAGCCAGGGCGAGUGACAAAUGGUCAGCCUCAGCAAGCAACCACAGGAGCAGCCAGCGGCGGAUACAUUAAACGUAUAACUAAUGAUGCCAGAGAAGAUGAAAUGGAAGAGAACCUGACUCAAGUGGGCAGUAUCCUGGGACAUCUGAAAAACAUGGCCCUGGACAUGGGCAACGAGAUUGAUGCUCAAAAUCGACAAAUAGAGAAGAUCACAGAAAAGGCUGACAGCAACAAACAUCGUAUUGACAAUGCCAAUGCCAGAGCAAAGAAACACAUUGACCGCUAAAGCUACUGCUGUCCUUUUUUAUCAUUUAUUCACUUCCUCAGCUUCUCCUUCAAAGUCAUUGCCUUUUCAGAGUUUGAAGUUUUGGUUCUACACUCAGGAGAUAAUGUAGAAGAAGGGCAAGGAGUAACAGCCCCCUUAUUUUUUUGUUUUCUUUUUCCCUUGAGGGUAGACUGCUGCUCAGCCUUCCUUCUAGUAUUUUCCUGCUCAGUUCAUACUUUUAGAUUAGUUUUCAUACAUCGUACAUAGUGUUGUUU